AUGCUUCCGGAAUACAUAAUUGAGCCAAAUGCUAACGAAUCGAGGAAUAAAGAGGAAAGUCGCAAAAAAGAGAAGCAGCCCACCCUGGAAGUCCACACAGCGAAGGCAUCCACUCCAGUACGCUCAAACGAUGAGAAAAAGGCACCUUCGCAGCGGCUGCCAACGUGCAAAAGGAGGCGACUGAAAGCCUCGAGGAACAUAGCGCAAGAGAACCUUCUCGGCAGUUACCUGUUGAUAAAAAGGCAGACACGGAUAAGUCAGAAGCCAGUGCAAGAAAAACUUCUGAAAGGCGUAGAAAGGACUAUGUAUUCGCGGCCCUCGAAGAAGAUGUUGACUUGA
This is a messenger RNA of Ostertagia ostertagi, 339 nucleotides long. NCBI's taxonomy places the organism in Eukaryota, Metazoa, Nematoda, Chromadorea, Rhabditida, Trichostrongylidae. The record is from the annotation of a GenBank genome assembly.